This is a messenger RNA of Bacillus rossius redtenbacheri, 2959 nucleotides long. Its product is annotated as beta-lactoglobulin-like. Bases 2246 to 2785 code for a protein of 179 amino acids. Gene Ontology annotation, cellular component: cytoplasm. Gene Ontology annotation, biological process: lipid metabolic process; response to reactive oxygen species. The record is from RefSeq and is a predicted model, not a curated record. The transcript has 5 exons. Lineage: Eukaryota; Metazoa; Arthropoda; Insecta; Phasmatodea; Bacillidae.
UGAUAAUUUGAGACGUUCAAAUGACAUGUUGCACUUUUUGCGCAAGCUAUCGAAUUGAUCCUACCGCGAACCUUCUUUAGAUCCAUGUUAAAAAAAAGAAGAGUGACCUUGGAAACUAAAUUUUUACACUAGAAUACAAGCUCUCCACGUGCCAAAGGCAAGCUGUUAGACGCGAGACGUCUUACGUAACUGAGAGGCCACUUCUCCGUGUAAGAAACUUCUAAGUCACAACCUCCUGAGCGCUCCCCACAGUUUUCCUUCUACGUCGGCAAACAACUAAGAUUGCCAUUGGGUUCGCGGUUGUAUGCUACCAGACCAUUUCGAUAAUUCGGUUGGCGCCUUGCAAAACUUUCAAUAAAUAAAUAUUUGAGUUGCUUUCGCAGUCGCUACACUAAAACCAAAGUGUGUCUCGUGUGUGGUUUUUUUCAAAUGUUAUUUUUUUCCCCCCAGUAGUAUAACUUUGUUCAUUUAAACGUCAUCUAGAUGCUGUUACCAUCUUAUACACUUUCUAUGUUUGUUUUGCAUUAAAACAAGAUGUUCAGCUCCAACUUCAAAAUUAAGAACUUUAGACAAUAAGUCGAAUAAAUGAUUUAAUUUUUUUUUUCGCGGUAAACCUGUAGCCGAAAUUUGUUGGUCGAAUUCUAAGCAACGAUGUAUUAAAUUUUAAUACAUUUUUAAAACUGAAUAAUAUAUAUGUGUAUACAGAUACGUAAGUACCAUUAGAGCAUACGCCAAUGUUUAGCCUACUCCUUUCGUUUUGCUCGGUGAGAGAGAAGGGGGGGUUUACAGGGAAAUGAGGCUCCUGACAUUAAUAUCGGCUCUGUCUGUAGAAAACUGAACGAAGCCAGGGUAGACCAGAAAAUACCUGAUGCACUUCUAGUGCUGCCCUUACAUUUAGGAACUGAGAAAAUUCGCGCGUUCAUUGUCCUCUACGGUGGACUCACUAACUAGUUUCUUCUGCACACUCAGGAACUGUAUGAAAACUUUUUUAAUGAGGAAGAAAAAAUACACAACGUUUAUUUUUGUUAAUUUAAAAAUAAUUUUUAAUAUAAAUCAGCGGUACUGUGUUUAUUGAUGGUGACAUUUUCUUGUCACACAAUUUAAAGUAAUGGUUUGAACUUGGUCAUUUAUAAAGUUUUUGUAAUAUUUUGAUCACAAUAAAAACUUGCUUUUACUGUAAAUUUUCGCAUAAAACAAGUUUUAUUUUUGUAUCUUCAUACAACUUUGAAUUUGUUUAUAUUUUAAAUAGAUAUGUAUAUAUUGGCAAAGAAAUUGAUUGUAUAGUGUUUUACUUGACUGCAAAUUUGUAAUAUAUCUCAGCGAAAUUGCCUAAGAUCGAUAUCUCCUUGAUUGAGAAUUAACUAUUGGUUCGCAGCCAUCCAGCGGAAUUGUGGGUCUAAUCGCAGAAGCAACACAAAUAUGAAGGAUUGUGAGUUUUAAGGCAUCUGAGAAAUGUGCUCACGUUUUUUCCCCUCUCAUAGUCUUUAUCUCUUAACAGCAUAUGCUGUAUAGGCUACCUAAAAAUGAAAAUCUUCAUUUGGUCGAAAUAUUUGAAAUUUCAUAACUGUUAUGCAGAAUAUAUAUAACUGGAGUAAUAUUUGCAGACCUUGCAUAAAAAUAAAUUCAAGUAUCACCCAUGGAGGUAAGAAAAUAGGGAGUAGGCGAAUGCCGUCUUUGCCCUGUUAAUAAAUAAUGAAAUAUAAUAUCCCCUCUCCCCCCCUUCCCAAAUCAUCCGAAACCACACAAAAUGGACAACAAAACCAUAUUUUUAUAAUGCACUUUACAUCUAGUUCCUAACUGAUUUGUUGGUUGGCAUCUUUGUUUAACAAUACUUACUUAAUUUAACAAUACUUAACUUCGUAAUGUUAUUUUUACGAUUCUCCCGAGCGAAUCGAUUUAAAGGUUUAAAAAAAAAAAACUUCUAACAUACGUUAUAUAUAUUUGUUAACCAAUUGCUAACAAGAGCGACUUCAACCUUCGAACCGACACGCCAAUCUUUGAGGCUUUCAGAUAUCCCGUAACUACUGUAUGGCAUGGGACACAGACGUCGUCGGUGUGUGUUUGUGUGUGUGCGAACACGUUCUAGCCUCCACCCAUCACUUCCCCCCCACCACCCCGCGCCCGCCAUGCGGGGCCAGAACGCCGACGGACCAAUGGGCGCGCGAGUCCUUGGCGCGGGGAGCUUGUAUAUAAGGCGGGAGGCGCGACGCCCUAGACAUAACCCUCCAAGAGGUAUAAGCUCGAGAUGACGUCCGUCGCGAUCCUCGGAGGACUACUGCUGGUGGCCGUCGGCUGCUUCGCCGCCUGCCCCGACCCCCCGGCCUUCUCUGGUCUCGACAUAUCCAAGGUCGCCGGCAAAUGGUACGGCUACAAGCUGCCCGCCGAGUUCCAGAACGUCUACAAGUGCGGCGACAUGGAUCUGAAACCCAAGGACGAUGAGAUCGUCGACUGGACCAUCAAGGAGUACGACAUUUCGAACUCCAAAUGGAAGAAUCUCAGAGGCUCCAUACACAAGAUUGGUGACGGCAAAUACGAAGGUUUUCGCGUCGGAUUCACAGGAAACGUGAAGUGGAGCAUCUUGGGAACCGACUACAAUAACUGGCUGGUCUACUGGCAGUGCCACGAGACCAACGAGAAACAAUGGGCUUUCCUGAUGUCUCGCACCAAGUCGCUGAGCCCAGACGCCGUGCAGGCCGCCGACAAGGCGCUGCCCCCCGGCUCCUACGUCAUCACCGAGCAGUCGGACUGCCCCGGGUACACGCUGGCCAACACCUUCCUGAACUGAGGCGCGAGGACGCCAGCCGCCCACCGGCCUGCGUGCGCCCCGGAACCCUCGCGGAUGAAGAGCGUCUCGAGACACCGGCUGUGAUCGCCGGCCCCCCUCUCUACUCCAGCCAUGCACCUCUGUGAGCACAUUGUCGGAGAUAAUAAAAACUUAUUAUUAUUUUAUUUUACCUUA